ACGAUCAUGAUCCCAUAUUUCCAGAAUUCCAAGAAAUCCCAACUCCAGCGCCUCACAGCCUCCAUGUGAAAAAAAAGAAAACUGGAAUCUGUUUCAAAAUCAUAUAUCGAUAUCAUCCUCCGUUUUCUUCUUAUUCUUCUUCUUCUUAUUAUUUUUUGCAUGAACCCUCCAAGCUCUGAAGCAGAUUAAGUUUGUUUCUUUUUCCUACCUUUUUCUUUUCCCUUCGGCUUUUCUCACCAGCUGUUUAUGGACUACUUAAAAGAAUUGGAAGGCAAGCGAGUCCAUGAUCAUCUUGAUGAGAAGACGGCCAAACCAAGGUGUAUAUGGGUGCCAGGGCCAGUCAUAGUUGGGGCUGGCCCUUCAGGUUUAGCUGUGGCAGCUUGUCUUAAGCAAAGAGGUGUUCCCAGCUUAAUCAUCGAGAGAGCUGAUUGCCUAGCUUCCUUAUGGCAGCAUAAGACAUAUGAUCGUCUCCGCCUUCAUCUUCCAAAGCAAUUCUGUGAGCUUCCACUCAUGCCAUUCCCCAAGAAUUUCCCCACCUAUCCAACUAAACAACAGUUUGUGUCCUAUUUGAAGGCCUACGCAGACCGUUUUAACAUAACACCUGUGUUCAACAAAACAGUGGUGAGCGCAGAGUUCGAACAACUUGGCUCAUUUUGGAGGGUUAGGACCACAGGCUUGAAAAGUGAAGAAGCAGAGUACGCGUGCAAAUGGCUGAUAGUUGCAACAGGAGAGAAUGCCGAGAAUAUUAUACCGCAAAUUGAGGGUAUGAAUGAAUUCGGUGGGCCUAUUUUGCACACAAGCGCGUACAAGAGCGAUAUGUUUAGUGGAAAUAGUGUUUUGGUGGUUGGAUGUGGGAACUCAGGCAUGGAGGUCUGCUUGGAUCUCUGCAACUUCAGUGCUCGACCUUCCCUUGUUGUUAGAGAUUCGGUGCAUGUUUUGCCCCAAGAGAUGCUGGGAAGAUCAACUUUCGGAUUGUCCAUGUGGUUGCUCAGGUGGCUCCCCAUGCGCCUUGUGGAUCAAUUCUUACUUCUGAUGUCACACUUGAUGCUAGGGGACACAGCUCAAGUUGGACUAAAUCGCCCAAAGCCUGGCCCUCUUGAGCUCAAGAACAAGUCUGGCAAGACACCCGUCUUGGAUGUUGGAACACUUGCUAAGAUCAAAACUGGACAAAUCAAGGUAUUCAAAGCAAUAAAGCGAUUCAGGCACCAUGCUGUGGAGUUUGUUGAUGGGAAAGUAGAAAAUUUCGAUGCUAUCAUUCUAGCCACGGGUUACAAAAGUAAUGUACCAUCUUGGUUAAAGGAGAGUGAUAUGUUUUCCGAGAAAGAUGGGUUACCUCGGGAAUCAUUCCCGAAUGGAUGGAAAGGCGGAUGUGGGCUGUACGCUGUGGGCUUUACCAAACGUGGCCUGCUAGGCACGUCUUUCGAUGCCAGGAAAAUUGCAGAAGAUAUAGAGCUCCGCUGGAAAGCUGAGGCCACCCAUCUUACGUCUUUCCCUCGCGCAACACCACCACCACCACGAUUAUGAACUGAUCGAGAAGGAGAGAGACAAUCAGGGUAUGGACUUAAGUCCAUGGAACCCUGAACAAGAUGGUUUGUUCCAAGAAAGGUCCCCCAUUCGUUUAGAGGGAAAGUAAGGCCAGAAAAGCAAAAGUACUAGGAUAUGAUCAGUUCUCAGCUUCCAUUUGCACUAGACCGACCUUGGGAAGAAGAGUGAGAAGUUGGGAGAUGAGGUGGUGAGGGACAAUUUCAUCAUUUCUAUAAACUAUGUUAGAUGCAUGGUAAGUGGGAUAGAAAAAAAUAGUUUGAGGAACUGAAAAUCUGCAAAUAUUGUGAACAGAUCAGCUGCAUGCAAAGAGUUUUGGUCAUGUAUUUUUACCAUUAAAUGUUUAGUGUUGGUGGUAGUGGUGAUCUUGGAAUAUAAAUUAUACUAUUUCAUUGCUAUUUGUAAUCAGUGUAUAGUACAAAUUAAUAUGAUGUUUCCAUCAAUUUGAACUUUGUGCUAA
Molecule: messenger RNA, 2002 nt
Organism: Juglans microcarpa x Juglans regia
Lineage: Eukaryota; Viridiplantae; Streptophyta; Magnoliopsida; Fagales; Juglandaceae
Product: indole-3-pyruvate monooxygenase YUCCA2-like
Biological process (GO): auxin biosynthetic process
Molecular function (GO): flavin adenine dinucleotide binding; N,N-dimethylaniline monooxygenase activity; NADP binding
Source: RefSeq, a predicted model, not a curated record